Molecule: messenger RNA, 1635 nt
Organism: Aspergillus mulundensis
Lineage: Eukaryota; Fungi; Ascomycota; Eurotiomycetes; Eurotiales; Aspergillaceae
Product: putative integral membrane protein Pth11-like
Exons: 2
Coding region: 1-1635 (544 amino acids)
Source: RefSeq, a predicted model, not a curated record
AUGCUUCAACCGCGAGGAAUCUACUCGGCAGUCCCCCCCGAUGUCCGCACGAGGCUUCAAGACAACCCUACGCUCUUAGUGAGCUGGUGGGCGACGGGGGUUUCCCUUGCCAUCAUCGUUACCAGAGUAUGUGGCCGCUAUGUUCGCAUCGAGCGCCUUUUCCGCGAAGACAAGAUCAUGUUGGCUGGAAUUAUCCCUCUACUGGCAAGGAUGGCGUUUGUGCAUGUUGUUCUGCUAUGGGGCACCAACAAUACAAAAGUGGAUGGUUUGACCGAGGAAGAUAUUCGGCGGAGGGAGGUUGGAAGCAGGCUGGUCCUUGCUGCCCGGAUCUUUUAUGCGAUUUUUAUUUGGGCCGCCAAGCUCACCGUCUGUGAGUUUCUCAAUCGGAUCGCCGGAAUAACAUGGCGACGAUCAGUUCGCAUCUUCCUCAUCUUCGUAUACUACUUCUUAGGGUCAACCUUGCUCGCUGUCGUGGUUGCGACUCUCGCCGAAUGUCAGCCGUUCACACAUCACUGGCAGGUCGUACCAGACCCAGGCCCGAGCUGUCGCUCUGGGUAUGCCAACGUCAUAACCAUGGGAGCCUGCGAUAUUAUCACCGAUCUGCUCCUCGUCGGAUUUCCGAUCUUCAUCAUCCUGCGGACGACCAUGGCUUUGAAACGGAAGAUUACUCUCAUUCUUCUGUUCGCUCUCUCCUUGAUACUCGUUGUUAUCACCAGUUACCGGGUGCCUGCAGUAAUCUCACACAAAGGCUCUCAACAAUAUCGAUCACUCCUAGCAUCCCUUGAAAUAUUAGCCGCUACUGCGGUGUCCAAUGUGGUGGUCAUAAGUUCAUUCGUGAGGGACAAAGGCGUCAAAAAGAUCAAGUACAAGAACAGCUUAGCCUCUGCCUCGGUCAACGAGAAUCUUGACCAGAGCUCCGCCCGCCGUACAACUAUCACUCAUCACCAAUGGGGAAGCGACUCCGACCUCGCACGCGAUCUGGGUAUUCGUCUUGACCCUGACCUAUACACUAGUGAGCCCUCAGAACCGCGCCCAGCCCCCAUGGCCACUGGUGGUCUCGAUCCGAAUUGGUCAUUCAGCCAGCAAACAACCGAAUUUGACGACGACCAUUCCUCCGGCAAUAGCCUGGAUAUCAAAGUCAGUCCGCACGAAUAUCUACGCUCAAAUAAAACCACCCACGGCCAGAGCCCACCCGAGAGCUCACACGACCAAGUCCCUAUCUUUGACGUCGGCGGUCUCCUCACUCAACCUACGCCUCCAUCCACAAGCCAUAAUAACAACCACAACCCUCAAAUCAAUCUUUCUCCCGCGAAUCAAACCAGUAACUCAGGCGACCCCAUCCUCCGCGACGUAGGCGGAUUACUUUCAGACUCAGGCGACCUAUCUCCCCUAACAACAUCACCCUCACAACACACUUUACAUUCCUCAAUCAACACCCCGCGCACAGGUGGACUCCGCCGCGGCUCGCAACAAGGCCGGCGGCGCUCAAGCGUGCAUUUCAGCGAUCAACCGGAUUCUUCUGUCCCCUCAUCGCGAACUCAAUCAGGCGUCUCAGCAACGAUAUUUGAGAACGCGGACGAGUUCGAGCUCCAGGAUGUGGGGGGUCUGCUUUCGAGGAGUCGGGACGGCGCAUGA